ACAUCUAGCAUAUCAUCUCCCGUUGAGUAGUUGGAUUGCAACAGAGCUCAGGAGGAGCAGGGCGCAUGCAGACCAUCAGGCUGUGCAUUCUUUGCCGGGGACUAAUUUUCAGUCCUCCACUUGGGUCUGGGUAAACAGCACCGCCCCGAUGGUUGUUUGUUUUAAGUGUGGAGCGAUCCAUCGCAGAGCGCCGGGCUCGAUUGACACUGUCUGCUGAUCUGCUACUGCGGAUUGCUCAGAAUAACAAGGCUGCUCGCUAAUUCCAGUCUAUCGGAGCUUUCGCCGAAACGCCGAGAGUAGGGUCCAAAAAAAAAAGCCAACAAGGCAGGCAAGAACGCCGCGCCGCCGGAGUCCGCACCCCAGAAUGGCUUCAGGAGACCUUUACGAGGUGGAGCGGAUCGUGGACAAGAGGCGGAAUAAGAAGGGUAAGUGGGAGUACCUGAUAAGGUGGAAAGGUUACGGAAGUAAGGAGGACACAUGGGAGCCGGAGCACCACCUACUGCACUGUGAGGAAUUCAUUGACCAGUUUAACAGCUUGAGACUGCACUCACACAAACGGCCUAAAGUUCCAAAAAGUCGUCAAGAGCCCCUCAUAACCAGCCACCCAUCUGCUGCUGAAAACUCUAGAGCUCGGUCUGAGAUGCGAAAGAAGAAGAGGACUUGUGGCCCAGCUGUUGGGGUUACAGUAGGAACUGUCCUAGGAAUUGGAAGUGGGGCGUCAGGACCCACUCAGAAGCAGAGGAAGGUGGGUGUAGGACCUGGAAAACAUGCUUUAGGAAUUAGUAAAGCCAUGACCUAUAAGGCUCCUCCACCAGUGGGGCCUCACUUUAUUCCUCCAGUGAGGGUUCCUCAUAAUGGACUACAAAAUGGAGAAAUGGAGCCUCUUGUGUACAGGACAGCACCAAGGUCACAUAGACUGCCUUUGGACAGAGGGGAUGGAGAACUAGGAGAUAUGGAUCCCACUGGACAGCAGUUCACCACUGAGAUAGGCUCUCCUCUGGGAAAUGGUAAGAUGCCUCUACACAGUUCAGUAAAGCGGAAGUUGGCUGAUGAGAAAGGCUACGUGUUUGACAAGCGGCUCAGGUACAACGUGCGACAGAACGAGAGCAACUGUCGAUUCCGAGACAUCGUUGUCAGGAAGGAGGAAGGCUUCACGCACGUGCUGCUCUCCAGCCAAACGACAGACAACAACGCUCUGACACCAGAGAUCAUGAAAGAAGUGUGUCGAGCUCUGGGUAACGCAGCUGCUGAUGACAGCAAAUUAUUACUGCUCAGCUCCGUGGGGACUGUCUUCUGCAGUGGCCUGGAGCCGUCGUACCUGAUAGGGCGUUUGUCCACUGACCGAAGAAAAGAGAGCAGCCGCAUCGCAGAUGCCGUACGGGACUUUGUGUUGGCGUUCAUCCACUUCAAGAAACCCAUCGUGGUGGCAAUAAAUGGACCUGCUCUGGGAUUAGGGGCCUCCAUCCUGCCCCUGUGUGACGUGGUGUGGGCUAGUGAGAGGGCCUGGUUCCAAACUCCAUGUGCAGCUCUCCACCUUACCCCCUCCGGAUGUUCCUCUUACACCUUCCCCCAGAUUCUUGGUGUAGCUCUGGCCAACGAGAUGCUGUUCUGUGGAAGAAAACUCACAGCACAAGAAGCAUGCAGCCGAGGUCUGGUGUCACAGGUCUUCUGGCCAACCACAUUUAACCAAGAAGUGAUGCUGCGUGUGAAGGAAAUGGCAUCAUGCAAUGCUGUGGUUUUAGAAGAAUCCAAAUGCCUGGUGAGGAGUAUCAUCAUGUCAGUCCUGGAGGAGGUCAAUGAGAAAGAGUGUCAGAUGUUGAAGCAGCUGUGGUGUUCAACCAAAGGACUAGAGGCACUCUUCAGUUACCUGCACAACAAGUCAUAUGAGAAGUGAUCAAAGGUUUUCUACAGAGGGACAGCCAAACUGAAGGAAAGGUCUCAUUGAGAGUCUUUGGAGUUCUGUUUGCUCGCCUGUGUACCAACAGUUCCUUCAUGAUCAUUUUUUGUAAACCACCUUGUAUCUGUCCGUGUAUACUCAAAGAGCAAAGAGCCAAAUGUGCAUUUUUUGAAUAAACACUGAAGGAGGUUCUUCAGGGAGGUACAGAGUAUUUCUGUGCAUAUGCGAGACCUAUGUGUUUGUGAAAUCAUCAGGAUGAAUGAAAUGUGUGUCUGAUAGCACAUGAUGAUUUGACAGUAAUAUAUAUUAAUAUAUAUUUAUUUCAAGUGUUUUAAAAAGAGUUGCUUUCUGUAUAUGAGAUGCAUUUUUUCAGGAUUUGCUUUGGAUACUUAUUUUUGAGUUGAAGUGUAAACCAAAGUUUGCAUGAGGUCAUUGCUCCUUACAUGCACAUUCCAUCCACUCUGUAUAGACGAACACUCGUAUAUGCUCAUACAUGUCAGUGGGUCAGAUUCAGUGACCGUUUUUGAGUUAUUAUAAAAGAUCAUGAAAAACUCAACGAAGGUUGUUGGGCUUUUUUCCUUUCACACUGAGUUCAUUUUUCAUACUGUAAAUGUUUUAAUUACACAGAACGGACAUCUUGUUUUCCACUAACUUCAUCAUCAUUAUCAUAAUUACCGAAAAUGGGUAUUCGUUAGAUGAAACUAAGAUUAAUGCUCAUGUGUUAAUGAGACUGUUGUGAUGGUGCAUAAGUACAUGAAAUAGCAUCCUCAUACUGGCAGCAUCCAUCUGUCUUUGUCUUUUUCACCUGGAAUAAAACAGAUAUGACAAGAGUUUAACUUUUAUUCAUACAAAUAAAAUCUAAUUGAGGUCAGAAUUUUUACAGAAA
Messenger RNA from Larimichthys crocea (large yellow croaker), 2783 nucleotides. Its product is annotated as chromodomain Y like 2. Gene Ontology annotation, cellular component: nucleus. Bases 365 to 1894 code for a protein of 509 amino acids. The transcript has 7 exons. Gene Ontology annotation, molecular function: transcription corepressor activity. NCBI's taxonomy places the organism in Eukaryota, Metazoa, Chordata, Actinopteri, Sciaenidae. The record is from RefSeq and is a predicted model, not a curated record.